AUGUCCAAAAAGUUGGUCUGUGUUUUGCUGGUCGUUGUAUUUCUGGCGUUUAUCAUAGAGAGUGAGUGCGCGACCAAAAAGUUUCUCAAAGGCCUACUCAUCGGCGCUUUACUCAGUGGUGGACAUAAGGGCGGCGGCGGUGGCGGAGACUCACACCACGCGUACCAUCACUACUAUCCUCUUUAUUAUAAAGUGCAGACACAGGUUUGGCUGACCAUCAAUCCGUUAGCUGACAAGACUUCUCAGAGACUAAUUGAGAUUAAUUGGAGGAAUGCCCCCAAAUCUAAUCUUAACGAUUGGGUUGGAAUAUUCACAUCUGAUCCCAUUGACAGCACCGGUGCUAUUAGAGUAGUUGAUGUGAACUCCAGAUUAAAUGGAUAUAAUGUGACAGACAUUCAAUUCCCAUACCGAAACUUUGCGACGGGUAAACUGACUCAACAAUGUCUGGGCUAUUAUGUGGCGUAUAUUCACAACAGUAUUGUAUUUGCAAAGAAUUGCAUCAAAAACAAUCCGUUUUGGAUGGAAAACAAUCUGUCAAUAAUUGGUGACAAGAAACUGCCGUCACUGGUCAUACCGGGCACUCAUGACUCCGGCAGUUAUGAGAAAUGGGGGCCAAAAUCUGUCGGC
Oppiella nova is the source of this 627-nucleotide messenger RNA. NCBI's taxonomy places the organism in Eukaryota, Metazoa, Arthropoda, Arachnida, Sarcoptiformes, Oppiidae. The record is from the annotation of a GenBank genome assembly.